Messenger RNA from Funneliformis mosseae, 909 nucleotides. The record is from the annotation of a GenBank genome assembly. Lineage: Eukaryota; Fungi; Glomeromycota; Glomeromycetes; Glomerales; Glomeraceae.
AUGGAAGAAAUUACAAAAUUAAUUUCAAAGAAAUUAAAUUCAUUAGGAUUUGAUUUAGUAAAACCCUUCCCAACACAAAGAUAUAAUGAAAAUUUGCCGGCAAACUGUAAAUAUGAACCCUUACCAACCUUCUCACAAACAAAAUCGACUUUAUCAAUUCUUGUAGGAAACACUAAAUAUCUUUGGCCAAAGUUUUUAAAAUAUUAUUACACCGAAAUCUUCACUCGAUAUAGUCAUCCACGCUAUACAACUUCAAGUAAUCACUGUGCGAGUUCAACAAGUUAUUCCGAAGGUAGUGAUAAUGAAGAAUAUAAACAACAAAAUCCGUUAGAUUAUUAUACUAGAGUAAGCAUGGAGUCAAUUAUUGAAGAAAUAAUUCAAGUAAAUAAUUUAAAAUAUGAUGUUAGAUAUCCAUUUGAUUUAAAUGAAAAAAGAUUUGUCGCAUUUCAAGUCAUGGCGGAGAAUGCAUCACUUGCCUAUUAUAACAGAGUUUGUUUUUUAAAUAUUCACGAAGAAUAUGGACCUUGGAUUGGCUUAAGAGCUGUAAUUACUCUUGACAUGGAAGGUCCUCCUAAUUCUUCUCAAUUAUUUCCUGAAUUAAAAAAUCCUUUUCCUGAAGGUGAUAAAAUAUUGGAAAGAAAGCUGUCAGAAAUUUUUGGCUCAAAGGAUCAUUAUUAUCAUCAGCAACCAGAUGAUCCUGAGACAAUGGAUGUCAAUCAGAAAGAUGGAAACAACAUUUCGGAUAUGAAAUUGGAAAUAAAAAAUGAAUGGUAUAAAUUUGUUGAAUUGAGAGAUAUUGCUUCUAGAUUCAUGGAUAAAAAAUCACUAGAUAAUUGGCGAUAUUCAGAAGAUCAAAUGGAAUAUCAUUAUACAAAUAAUAUUGAAUUUUUAAAUAAUUUGUUCAAUUAA